GGUUUACUGAACUUAUAAGCUUUAAGAUGAAGAUUUGCUUUAUCAUAGCACUCUCUCUGCUUGGAACCACCUAUGCCUAUGGGCCUGAAGAGGAAAGCACUGAUCCAAAUGUUUUCGAAGGGGACAUGAUUCUAACCCCUGAACAAAGAGCUGCAGCAAUGAACGGUGGUAACGUAGACGCACCCAUUGGCCGUGGAUCCAUCAAAAGUAAAAGAUGGCCUGGUGGAGUUCUCGUAUACUCCAUCAAUAGGGACUUAGCUCGAAACAGCCGUGCUAUGAAUGCCAUCCGAGCUGGAAUGGAAGAAUGGACCUCAAAGACGUGCAUUCGAUUCAGGCUUCGAUCUGGAAAUGAAAGAGCGUAUGCAUACUUUAGAUCUGGAUCCGGGUGCUCGUCMUAUGUAGGUAGAACUGGUGGAAGUCAGCCAAUUACACUUGMUUCUGGCUGUUGGUAUAAGGGAAUAGUAGCUCAUGAAAUUGGUCACGCUCUCGGUUUGUACCAUGAGCAAUCUCGACCAGAUCGUGAUAACUACGUUACUAUCCACUGGGGGAACAUACGAUCCGCGAGUAAAUUCAACUUCAACAAGUACAGUACCAACACUAUAGACUCGCUUAAUACUCCAUACGACUAUGGCUCCAUUAUGCACUACAGUUCUCGUUCCUUUAGCAAGAACGGCAGACCAACGAUCACUGCUAAGAAAUCUGGGGUUUCUUUAGGACAAAGGCGUGGUUUAAGUGCAAUCGACGCUCAACAAAUGAACUUAAUGUACAAUGGAAUAUGUAAUGGUGGAGGAGGUGUUGUUCCAACCUUUCCCCCUCUGCCCCCAACAGGUAGAUAUCAAUUAAUACGUACUUAUUGA
Messenger RNA from Exaiptasia diaphana, 857 nucleotides. RefSeq names its product zinc metalloproteinase nas-15. The record is from RefSeq and is a predicted model, not a curated record. The transcript has 7 exons. Gene Ontology annotation, biological process: proteolysis. Lineage: Eukaryota; Metazoa; Cnidaria; Anthozoa; Actiniaria; Aiptasiidae. The coding region runs from base 27 to 857 and encodes 276 amino acids. Gene Ontology annotation, molecular function: metalloendopeptidase activity; zinc ion binding.